Molecule: messenger RNA, 1709 nt
Organism: Saccostrea cuccullata (small rock oyster)
Lineage: Eukaryota; Metazoa; Mollusca; Bivalvia; Ostreida; Ostreidae
Exons: 5
Coding region: 20-1369 (449 amino acids)
Biological process (GO): double-strand break repair via homologous recombination
Cellular component (GO): chromosome; cytoplasm; nucleus
Molecular function (GO): four-way junction helicase activity; 3'-5' DNA helicase activity; ATP binding
Source: RefSeq, a predicted model, not a curated record
UUGACAUAUACGCACGAGAAUGGAGCCUGCAGAGGAGAAAGCGCUUUUGUCGACAUUGGAAAGAUUUAAGUUUGAUAUUACGUUGAAGGAGGAGCAGAAAAAUGUUAUAUUUAAUAUUUUAAAGAAGAAAGAUGUUUUCGCUUUGCUGCCAACAGGAUUUGGGAAAUCCAUGACUUACAUUUUGGUACCCUUGAUUGCUGACGAGCUCAUGGGAGGUGCGCCAAGACACACAGCUUUAGUAAUAUCGCCUCUGAGAGCGCUGAUGAGGGACCAGGUUGAAUUUCUGGAGCAGCACAACGUGAGUGCAGUUGCGUUGAUGGAUGACACUAAAAACCAAGACAUCAUCGACAAGCAUUAUAGUGUCAUCUAUGCAUCACCAGAGGCAGCAAUACACCAGAGAUGGAGAAAGGUUUUGAGAGAUAACCUAAAGCCAAAAGUCUGUGUGCUAGUGUUUGAUGAGGCACAUUGUAUUUCAUCAUGGGGACUGGACUUCAGACCAGCGUAUAGACAGGUUUGCAGUUUACAAAGCAUAAUAAACACCAGCACCCUUGUUCUAACUGCAACAGCAACAAGAAAGAUCCAGGAGGACAUUUAUGAGACCCUCGGGUUUCAAACAGAAUCAACGAAAGUAAUUGCAGUCCUGCCAGAUAGGCCAAACAUUUUCUUAAAUGUUAAGAAUUCGUCGGAAAAGUAUGAGGAAGAACUGGCAUGGAUUGUGACGCACAUCAAGAGUAAGGAAAGCCAGAAGAAAAUUCUUCUCUACGUCAGGUCCAUCAAUAUUUGCUACAACAUUUAUUUGUGGUUGAUAUCUUCCAUUGAGGACAGAUUUUUUGUGCACAGUUCUCCAUCACUAGAAAAUAGAAGAGUUGAGAUGUUUCAUGCCAACACCGACCCAAUGAGCAAAGAGAGAAUUUUAAAUGAAUUUACGAAGCCAACUGGAAAUGUGCAGGUCCUGAUUUCAACAGUGGCAUUUGGUAUGGGCAUAAACAUUCCUGAUGUAGACAUUGUUGUGCAUUGGGGACUCCCUACUUCCUGUCUAAGUUACUGGCAGGAAGUUGGGCGUUGUGCAAGGGACGGGAGGGCUGGACAAGCUGUAUGUUAUGGUUUCAAGAGAAGUGUUUCCAAAUGCGAAGAGGAAAUGAAAGACCUAAUGAAACUUGAACUGUGUGUACGUGUGUCAGUGCUUAAGAAUUUCAAUCUGCUUGGAAUGCAGUCAAGGGAUUUAGAAAUUCUAAAGCAGAGCAUCAAUUGCCAGGGUGAUUGUGACAGAAUCUGCUCAUGCAAAAAAUGCAAAUGUUGCACUGUGUGUAGUACCCACUGCAGCUGCCCCCAACGCACCAAGGACCAUCUACAGUCAUUCCUGAUGUAGUAUCAUGUAUCAUAAUGAAUGUAUGUAAAUGAAGUGUCUCUGGCCACCUAGACAGGGAAUUAAAACUCGUUAUUGAAGUUCGUACUGUAAUUAUGCUGCAAUUGUUCAUAUUCAAAGAUAGUUCUUGGUUAAACUUGUUAUUACUGUUUUAACUUUCUCUGUAAAAUACUGCUAUUUAAGAUUAAGCUAUUGAAUGAAAUUGCAUAAAUUUUUAUAUUUUUCAUUUGAAUGACAUAUCUUGAAAUUUAAUGCAAGACCUGGCAUGUACAUUUUAACUGCAAGCAAAUUAUUUCCCAAACUGUAUGUCAGUAUAAUAUUAAAAUCUGUUCUAUAAUCUGGC